Mucor velutinosus is the source of this 1434-nucleotide messenger RNA. RefSeq lists its product as uncharacterized. NCBI's taxonomy places the organism in Eukaryota, Fungi, Mucoromycota, Mucoromycetes, Mucorales, Mucoraceae. The transcript is spliced from 4 exons. Gene Ontology annotation, cellular component: nucleus. The coding region runs from base 1 to 1434 and encodes 477 amino acids. The record is from RefSeq and is a predicted model, not a curated record. Gene Ontology annotation, molecular function: protein serine/threonine kinase activity; ATP binding. Gene Ontology annotation, biological process: protein phosphorylation.
AUGCUACUCAGCAGUAGUGACCAGCAACAUCUAUUGCAGUAUAUAUCAUCACCUCCUCCUCCUGUGUGCCGUUGUUCACUGAAAAAGACACAUACAGACAGCAGAAAAUCAACUGACUCUGAAAAGACUUUGCUAGAUGAUCCUGAUGACAAGGAGAAGACUAAUCCAACGAUAAUGACACCUGUCACUACUCCCAAACCCAUAUUCACCCACAAACUACCAGACAACUUUUUCACUUCUUGCUCACCACCAGCACCCAUCUCUCCCAUCAGCAACCUCGCCUCAAGAGUCAACUCUCCUAUAUCCUCCCCACACAUUCACCCUACGGUCACCAAAGCAUGUCCAUCGGUAGAACCUAUUGAUAAAUGUAUUGAGCAUCUCAGUAUACAAGACAGCAACGAAAACAGCACAAGCCAUCUACCUGACAGCAACGAGAUACCCGUAUAUAAACACCAGUACAACAUGAGCCGUAGACAUCGUCGGCUGUCAUUGGAUGACUUUAUCAUCAAGCAAACGGUAGGCACUGGUUCAUCUGCUCGUGUUCAUCUAGCGAAAAGCAAAGUCAAUGGAAAAUAUUACGCUAUCAAAACCAUCAGCAAGAAGGACCUUGUCAGCAAACGUCAAAUAGAGCAUGCCAACAAUGAGCGUGAUGUAUUGGGGUCUGUGUCUCAUCCCUUUUUAGUCAAGUUGUGGGGUAGUUUUCAAAGUGAAAGUCAUGUCUUUCUUGUCAUGGACUAUAUUCCUGGCGGUGAGUUGUUUCGUCAACUUCGCAAACGAAAGGCAUUCACAGAGGACGAAGCUCGAUUCUAUGCUGCAGAAGUGGUCUUGGCUAUUGAGUAUUUGCACAGUAUCAACAUUGCUUAUCGUGAUUUAAAGCCUGAAAACAUCUUGAUUGAUCGUCAGGGCCAUAUCAAAAUUACUGAUUUUGGCUUUGCGAAAAGAGUGGUUGACCGCACAUGGACCGUAUGUGGUACGCCUGACUAUUUGGCACCUGAAAUCAUUCGUUCUCAAGGCUAUACAAAAGCUGUGGAUUGGUGGAGUCUCGGUGUGCUCAUCUAUGAAAUGAUCGCAGGAAACCCACCGUUCACUGCUAAAACCCCCAUUGAUCAAUACCAAAAGAUUCUAGAGUGUGAUGUGACAUUUCCCUGUAGCAUGAGCUCUGAGGUGAUUGAUUUACUGCAGAAUCUGCUGAAAACAAAAGCAUCUGAGAGAUUUGGCAACUUGAAGAAUGGAGCAAAUGAUAUCAAGCAACACCCGUGGUUCAAGGGCAUAGACUUUGGGCAAGUGUUGGCUCGCCAGUUGACCCCACCUUUUGUUCCAGACAUCAAGUUCGAAGGGGACACGGGCUGCUUUGCGUACUAUGAGGAGAUGCAGUUGCCAUACCACAUGAUCCACACAAGCGAGCCUUACUGCUCUCAUUUUCCAUACUUUUAA